This is a messenger RNA of Manis javanica (Malayan pangolin), 1596 nucleotides long. It is a transcript of the gene SVOPL, whose product is annotated as SVOP like. Gene Ontology annotation, biological process: transmembrane transport. The record is from RefSeq and is a predicted model, not a curated record. Gene Ontology annotation, cellular component: membrane. NCBI's taxonomy places the organism in Eukaryota, Metazoa, Chordata, Mammalia, Pholidota, Manidae. Gene Ontology annotation, molecular function: transmembrane transporter activity.
CAUUCAGAAGAUGGUGACCAAGAAGACAGAGCCGGUCACCGUCAUCAGCCUUCGGAAGCUGAGCCUGGGGACCCCAGAACCACAGCCAAAAGAGUCAAAGACCUUCACCGUGGAAGAUGCCGUGGAGACCAUCGGAUUCGGACGUUUCCACAUUGCCCUGUUUCUGAUCAUGGGCAGCACUGGGGUUGCCGAGGCCAUGGAGAUCAUGUUAAUAGCGGUUGUGUCUCCUGUCAUCCGCUGUGAAUGGCAUCUGGAGAACUGGCAGGUAGCAUUAGUGACCACGAUGGUGUUUUUCGGCUACAUGGUAUUCAGCAUCCUUUUUGGCCUUCUGGCUGACAGAUACGGCCGCUGGAAGAUUUUGUUCAUCUCGUUCCUGUGGGGAGCCUACUUCUCCUUGCUGACCUCUUUCUCCCCCUCGUACAUCUGGUUCGUCUUCCUGCGGACGAUGGUGGGCUGUGGCGUGUCUGGCCAUGCACAAGGGCUAAUCAUAAAGACUGAAUUUUUGCCUACAAAAUAUCGAGGCUUUAUGCUUCCCUUGUCUCAGGUUUUCUGGCUGGCUGGCUCUCUGCUUAUCAUCGGCCUGGCCUCAGUGGUCAUUCCCACCAUCGGGUGGCGAUGGCUCAUCCGCAUCGCCUCCAUCCCUGGUAUCAUCCUCAUCCUGGCCUUCAAGUUUAUUCCUGAAUCUGCUCGCUUCAAUGUCUCCACCGGGAACACUCAGGCUGCCCUGGCUACGCUGGAGCGCAUCGCCAAAAUGAACCGCUCUGUCCUGCCAGAGGGGAAGCUGGUGGAGCCCAUCCUGGAAAAAAGAGGAAGAUUUGCAGACCUGUUGGAUGCUAAAUAUUUGCGGACCACAUUACAGAUCUGGGUCAUAUGGCUGGGGAUCUCUUUCGCCUACUACGGGGUCAUCCUGGCCAGCGCGGAGCUGCUGGAGCGGGACUUGGUCUGUGGUUCGCGGGCUGAGUCCGCGGCGGCAGUGACCGCGGAGGCCGCCGGGGGGAGCCAGAGCCCCUGCUACUGCCACCUGUUCGCCCCCUCCGACUACAGGACCAUGAUCAUCAGCACCGUGGGCGAGAUCGCUCUGAAUCCUUUAAAUAUCCUGGGCAUCAAUUUCCUGGGCAGACGGCUGAGCCUUUCUAUUACCAUGGCAAGCACGGCUUUAUUCUUCCUUCUCCUCAAUAUUUGCACUUCAAGCGCCGGCCUGAUAGGCUUCCUCUUCGUGCUGCGGGCUCUGGUGGCAGCCAACUUCAACACCAUCUACAUUUACACCGCGGAGGUCUACCCUACGACGAUGCGAGCUUUGGGGAUGGGGACCAGCGGCUCCCUGUGUCGCAUUGGUGCAAUGGUGGCACCCUUUAUAUCCCAGGUCCUUAUGAAUGCCUCAAUCCUGGGGGCCCUGUGUCUCUUCUCAUCUGUCUGUGUCAUAUGUGCCAUUUCUGCAUUUACUCUCCCUAUUGAGACCAAAGGACGGGCCCUACAGCAAAUUAAAUGAAGACCUGCAAACUGAUGUCUACCAGAGAAGAAAAUUGCAUUUCACCUUCACAAAGAGCUGUGGCAUAUUGAAAAAACCUGAUUUAAUUUCUGUAUGUUACUUGGUAA